Molecule: messenger RNA, 1671 nt
Organism: Eimeria necatrix
Lineage: Eukaryota; Apicomplexa; Conoidasida; Eucoccidiorida; Eimeriidae
Exons: 1
Coding region: 1-1671 (556 amino acids)
Source: RefSeq, a predicted model, not a curated record
AUGCCCCACCACGUGCUGGCCAUGGGGACGGUGUUGGCGGCCCUGGGGGCCAAGGCAGCUGGGUCCGCUGUGGACCCGGCAACCUUCAUUACCACAGGGGCUGCGCCCCUAGGCAAAGGGAUGGGCUCUGCGCUGCUUUCUGUGAAGGCUGGAAAGGCAGCAGCAGCAGCUGCUGCCCCUGCGGCGAGCUCCUUCCUUGCUCACGGCGGGGGAGACGCAGCAACGCAAGCAGCAGCAGCAGGAACCUCUGCACUAGCAGCCAAAGCACCUUCGGCGGGGGCUUUGACUGGGUCUGCGGCUACUGCAUCGAAAGGAGCGGCGACACUUCUGGCCAAGGGCAACGCAGGCGGCGCCGCUGCCAAGGCAGCCGCGGGCCCCGCGGGAGUGCAAACAGCAAUGUUGAAGACCUCACAGAAGGUCUGUCUGGCCAAGAAGAAAGCAGCUGUGGCGAAGGUCAAGCCGGGGGGAGCUUCGGGCUCCAGUUCUGCGGCUAAGGGCAGCAAGGCGGCGGCGAAGGCGCACAAAACGUCGGCGGGCGGCAAAGCAGCAAAGGGAGGCGAAAAGAGCGCGGGAUCCAAAGGGGGAGAAGCAGCGCAUGCAAAGCAUGCAGAAGGCAAAGGAAGCGGCGGCGGCAGCCACAAAGAACAUGAGUCCGGGCAUUCACAAAGCAGCAGCAGCGGACCCCAUCACCGCCACCACCAGUCGCACCACACAGAAGGUGCGCGCGGAGGUGGAGGCGGGGGAAACAGCGGCUUUCCCUCCACCAAUGACCAUUCAUAUUCCGGGGACUACGGCAAUGGGGAAGGUGGAUACUACGGAGAAGAAGAAGUGAUGCCAGGCUCUCUGGGGCCUUCUUCCAAGGCUGGGUUUCUGCAAGUCCACCAGGGACCUGCUGACGCCGGCUCUGCAGCUACGGCCGCCUCGUUCACGGGCACUUCCCACACAGCCACUACAGCAACUACAGCAGCCCACACCGGGACAGCAGCAGCAGCAGCAGCAGCAGCAGACCACGCCGCCGACGUUGCCACAGCUGUUCCGCCCGGAGACAUGGGAGCUUCUGUCGUGGACCCGUCAGCCGCAGGCGGGAACUUAACUGGCGGCGACAUGGGGCUCUCCGCCGACCCCGGGGCGGAAGCUGCAGCAGUUGAGGAGGUGGCGGCGGGCCCGUCCAAAGGGUCUACUAUUCUAAAGGGGCUGAUGCAAGGGGCCCUGGGUAUGGAAGGUUCUGAAGAUCAGGGCCUGCUGCAGAGUGUGUCGCAGCAAGCGGGCUACAACAUCUUCGGGAGCGUGCUGGACAACUCGCCCGUGCUGGGUGGCGCCGCCGCCAUCAUGGGCGCAGCAGCCAUGGACCCCACGGCCGCGGGCGCUGACUACGGGAUGGCAGAUGUUGACACGGAACUCGUAGAAGAACAGACCAUGGCGGUGGCUGCGUUUCUCCCGACGCUCUUCGGCCGGCUCUCAGGCCUUGGGAGUCCUCCGAAAGGCCCAAGCACAGCCAAGGCUGACAGCCGGCUGCGGAGGAGCGACUCUGCAGUGUCCACUGUGUGCUCGAGCGACGGCGCUCUCUCAGAUGGAAGCCCCAACUCGUAUCCUGAGCAUUUAUCAGCGCGGCGAGUCAUCAGAUCCCGUAUGGACAUCCGGAAGAUCAGCUAUGCAGCCUUUCUCUGCUGA